AUGGGGAUAGGAGAGUGGGUUUUAGAAGAGAAGUGGCCCCUCUUCCAUUACAGCCAGAGGCAGGGAGAGCAUGCAGGGAAAGUUGAACUAGCCAGCUGUGGAUGGAGUAAGAAGGAGAAACACAGUCUCGCCCCCAAUGUUGUGGCCUUUACUCGGAGGUUUAACCAGGUCAGUUUUUGGGUUGUACGAGAAAUUCUAACAGCACAGACUUUAAAAAUAAGGGCAGAAAUCCUGAGCCAUUUUGUGAAAAUAGCCAAGAAACUUCUAGAGCUCAACAACCUUCAUUCUCUCAUGUCUGUGGUGUCAGCAUUACAAAGUGCUCCCAUCUUCAGGCUGACAAAAACCUGGGCUCUUUUGAAUAGAAAAGACAAGACCACCUUUGAGAAAUUAGACUAUCUGAUGUCUAAAGAAGAUAAUUACAAGCGGACUCGGGAGUAUAUUCGAAGCCUGAAGAUGGUUCCAAGUAUUCCCUAUCUAGGGAUCUAUCUUCUGGAUUUAAUCUAUAUUGAUUCCGCGUAUCCUGCCUCAGGCAGCAUCAUGGAAAAUGAACAAAGAUCCAACCAGAUGAACAAUAUUCUCCGAAUAAUUGCUGAUUUGCAAGUUUCCUGCAGCUAUGAUCACCUUACCACCCUACCCCAUGUUCAGAAGUACCUGAAGUCUGUACGCUACAUUGAAGAGCUUCAGAAGUUUGUGGAGGAUGACAACUACAAGCUGUCGCUCAGAAUUGAACCAGGAAGCAGCUCUCCAAGGCUAGUCUCUUCCAAGGAAGAUCUUGCAGGCUCCUCUGCUGGCUCCAGUUCUGCCAGGUUCAGCCGGAGGCCCACCUGUCCUGAUACGUCUGUUGCUGGCAGCCUCCCCACACCUCCAGUCCCCAGGCACAGGAAGAGCCACAGCCUGGGCAACAAUAUGAUGUGUCAGUUGAGUGUAGUUGAGAGUAAAAGUGCAACAUUCCCAUCGGAGAAAGCGAGGCAUCUACUGGAUGACAGUGUCCUAGAGUCCCGCAGCCCCCGCAGGGGCCUGGCCCUCAUCUCCUCUUCUGCUGUCACCAAUGGACUCUCCCUAGGCAGUAGUGAGAGCUCAGAGUUUAGUGAAGAGAUGUCUUCAGGGCUGGAAAGGGGACGCCUCUAUGCCACACUGGGACCCAACUGGCGGGUUCCUGUUCGGAAUUCUCCUAGAACUCGGAGCUGCGUCUACAGCCCCACUGGCCCGUGCAUCUGUACUCUGGGGAGCUCAGCAGCCGUGCCCACCAUGGAGGGGCCUCUGAGAAGGAAAACCCUGCUCAAGGAAGGACGGAAGCCCGCACUGUCCUCGUGGACCAGGUACUGGGUCAUACUCUCAGGAUCCACCCUCCUGUACUACGGAGCCAAGUCCUUACGGGGCACAGACAGAAAACACUAUAAAUCCACACCUGGCAAAAAGGUUUCCAUUGUGGGCUGGAUGGUGCAGCUGCCUGACGACCCCGAGCACCCGGACAUCUUCCAGCUGAAUAACCCUGACAAAGGUAAUGUUUACAAGUUUCAGACUGGUUCCCGAUUUCAUGCAAUACUGUGGCACAAGCAUUUGGAUGAUGCAUGUAAAAGCAACAGGCCUCAGGUACCUGCAAACCUUAUGUCAUUUGAGUAAGUCUCUGCAGGACGUGGUGUGACUUCAGAGGCUUCUGGGAGCCUGGGCUGGGCCUGGUGGAGAAGAGCAGUCCUGGGUUCAGGCUGUGGGCCAGGGUGCUGGGAGAUUCACAGCUGGACUCAGGGGACACGGUCUGUGGCCUCACGGUCCCAGAGGGCUCAACCAGUUCGGGAUCCACCUGCCAGUCCCCAGCGACUCAUGACACUCAUCCUGCAGCACCACCUCUUGGGCGGUGGUUGAACUCCAGGCUCCACAUUCCGCCCUCCCUCUCUGGCCCCUCAUCCGUCCACCAGCUGCUUCUGCGACUAGAGAGCAUUUGACCCAGGCUGGGUUCUCAGUGCUUUCUACGGCACAAAGAAUGAACAGUAUUAACCUAUGAGAGAGGCCUGAGAGAAGGAACAGGCUGUGGAACAGGCUUUUCACACCCCAAGUGCACGGGGUUGCUCGCCCACAGGGCUGCCUCAGAUUUUGUAAAACGCCCAAGCGUCCUCUGCGUGUGUGUGCGGUACAUGUUUGCGUGUGAGUGAGCGUGAACUCUCUGAGAAACAUGCAUUUUGGCACAAGACUUGUGACAUCACACACUUCAUUCGCUUUGAGGCCCUGCUUAAACCUUAAGUUAUAGCCUUGGCCACUGAGGAAGGUCAGAGUCAGAGCCCAGAUUCCUCCUGUGUUAAGGGUUUCUUGCAUUCUUUUACUGUAAACAAACAAUGCCUUAAAUUGUGUCUUGUUUUCUGUUCCUAUGGGUGCUAUUCAUCUGGAAGGUCUGCUUCCUGGGCUCCCAGGUCAAUCCCAGGCCUUGUUGCUGUCAGCCCUUCUGAGACACUACCCAGCUUCAGGGCCAUGGACCAGGCUGCUAGCCUGCUGCUUCCUCCCAUCCCCUCUCCUGGCAGGGUCUUAGGCCCUUCUCAACCCCUACCCCCACGCCAGAUGGGAUGUUGUGACGUUCUUCCCAGCUUCCUCAGAAGCAUCUUGAAGGCCGUUGUGUUCACAGUAAUUGGCUGCUCAGAAGCCACUUGGCAUCAGCCUCCCUGCAGGGCAACGCUUUUGUUCCCAUCACUUUGCCUCCACUGCCAGGGUGGGACCCACCAAGAUUCCUGAUCAUGAUGGGGAGCUGAGUGACACUGAGACCUUAAGCUCCCCCAGUGUUGCCCCCAAAUGUGGUCACCAGCAGUUCUACAUUAUCCAAGUCCAAGGGCACAGUGUUGAUAACCAUGUGGCAAGACAGCAGAUCCCUGGGGAGUGAUUGGUCCAACCUCUGCAUUCAGUUAAGACCUCGUCACAUGAACAACAUCCUUUAUCUGUCACCUUUUGUCACAUUUUAAAGCAACUUUUAUUUUGCACGAAUACAUUUUUACUCAAAAUAAUGACUUACUCUUUAUCACCAUCCCUUCUCCCCACCACCCUUUAAUUUGGACAUCCUAAUUCUAAGAAGGAAACCCUUAACAGUUUUCUAAGAGAGACUGAAUUUCUGGGUGCUUGUUGUGUGGUUCAGAGCUCACAAUAAUCAGGCAUCAAACUAUCCAGAAGAGUUUCAGGUCUUGAUGGUUCAAAACGGUAAUAAGUAAACUCUAAUGGGUCAAUUUAAAAACAACCAAAGGACCCACAACUGUUUUUUAUUCAAAUAGCGACAACUUCUCUAAAAGUUUGAAUACAUUGGUGAAGAAAGUAGUUGUCAUCAGGGUCUCACUUUGUGGUUGAGUCUUACUGUCCUCCUUUUGAGCAAAGACUAGAAUACUUUCAUGCCAAGAGAAACUCCAGAUGAUAAAGUUGAUGCUGUCAAAUUCUUGAUGAUAGGUGUUUGGCACACUCACUCGGAUGUAUGUACCUAAUUCUACCAACGACUAUUCAGAUCAGUAUCUAAAGGCUGAAUGACAAUGCCGAAAACUCCAGACACCUCUGUCUAGAACCGUGCAGUGUUAACGCUUUAACCUACAUUAAAUCUGAAUCUACCUGUUAACUUUUAAAAAGUCUUAAGUUGGAUGAAAGUGCAAGACUGGAACAUCAGCUACUUAUUUUCCUUGGGUUUCUCCACCCUUCAAACUGUCCUGUUUUGUCACACAUGAAAUAUUAUAGAUGCCAACCUAAGACCCCAGAAUUUCAAGCACCACGAAAUCAGAUGAUUUUCUGCCCUUUAUACAUUGUUCUUAUCUUUCACAAAUGUUUUCUUCUGAGCCUAAUUUGAAAUAGCACAAGCACACUUCUUUUCAAAGUGUUUAGUCUUCUCUCUGAUUGAGUCUGAUCCCACGUCCCCUCCCAGGAACAUUAUUAACUUGGACUCUUGAAGAAUCUCUUUAGGCUUUGUUGGCACCAGUCUUAUAGAACUGGUAAGAGCCUUGAACACACCAGAAGAGUCCUGGAGAUGAAGCUGAAGGAUACUCAGCUCUCAGCGGGGCUCAGGGCCAAGCAUGUGAGUUCAGCACUGAUUGUCUUCCCAGUGUUGGUUUGCCCCUUGAGCUGCAAGCUAAGAGGCCUGGGAGCCUGGGAACAAGGGGGCCAAGCACAGACCAUAAAGGGGGAAAGCCUAUGGGUGAAUUCUCACCCUGGAGGGAAGCAUUUCUGCAUUUUGCUCCUCAGUUGCCCAUAGUGCACAGAUGUUUGUGAAACCAUUGAAGGUGUUAUGUCUUGCAUGCAUAUGCCAUAAAUGUUUUAAAAGCAAACAGAUCAUGGCACCGCAAAACGAAAGUUGGAGAAAGCUGUCUACACACUAUGGAGUCAAUAACAUAACAAUAUGAUGUCCCAAGAACAACUCAUUCACCUCUCCCUGGGGAUAGUUUUUGUCCCUCUCAGUUGAACACAUUCUGCCACUCAAGGUCAGUCAAGUGCAUUCUGGCAACUGAAAAACUUUAUGGACUGGUGAUUUGGUGGAGAGCAGUAGAAAUACUGUUCUGAGUGUGCCCGUCGAAGUGUAUGCCCCUUCCCUCCCUGUCAGACUAUAGAAGCUGAGGAAAUAGACACUUGAAGGGAUUCUGUUUAGGAAGGAUCCCAGUCUCUAUUGCUAGAUGAAUUUGUAAAGCAUUCUUCUUCUUACCAAGAUGGCCAGUAUUUCUUUCAUCAUCUUAUUCCCACCUCGCAGGCCCAAGAGGUGUAUCUUUUAGGAGGCCAUAUUACAGAUGGAAAUGCUCCAUGAAAACAGGAAGCCAUUUUCAAGCAACAUCUGCUUCAUUCCUCAGGUAGGGUCCAGGCUCUGCCCCCACAUUGCCGAUGCUUGUGACUACCAGGAGAACAUUGCCAAAAACACAGCCCUCUUGUUUGUGACCCCAUAAAUGAUUUAAAUCAGCUCUACAUCAUAUUGGCAUGUCAAGUGAUUUCAUGUUUUAAAAAGAAAAAGAUCUAAAAGAAUCCUUUUGGUAUAACAGAUUUUCUGCACAAAACCACACCUUCAUUCACUUAUUUAUUCACGUCAUUAGUGACUACUUCCUAGGUGCCAGGCUCUAGCUGGGAUAUAAAUGACUGAGAACAAGACAGAUCCAGUCCCUGCCCUCGUGGAGCUGACCACUCAACGAACAUAAAAGCCCUACCACAUAUAUCUCCUUGGGCAAGACUCUGCCUCUCUCCUAACCCUGAGUAGAAACCCUGCACAUGGAUUCCUCCAGAAAGACUUCAAAAGGCUCGGCAGAUGGAGUAGCCUCUUGAUCUGCAAGUUCAGUUGCAAAGACAACUAGAUGGAGUUGCUGUCCUAGAGGCGGGUUGGGCGCACUGAGGACUCCAGAGGUAGAGUGGAAAGCGGGCUCAGAGUGGAAAGCAGGCUCAGACUGGCACAGUAUUGACUCCAUAGGCUUUUGUUUUUUAUUUCAAUAUUAAAUACGAGUACAGGAUGAGUGGCUGCAUUCUUGAGUGUGGAGAACUUGUACCAUGGACUUGAGACCACCUCGCAGCCCUUGCUGCACAAGCGUGUGUUCCUAUGGGCAGCCUCCAAACCCUGCUUAUAGCAGCAACUCAAUAGGUCAUGCGUCCAUUUAUAGCCAUUAAUCUCUAUCCAUUUCUGAAUGACUCUAGCCAGUCAGUAAUGAAAUAACAGUAAUUAAUUUAUUAGUAUGGUAUAAUCUUUAAUAAAUUUCGUGCCAAAAUGCAUGGUUUUCCACUUAGCAUUCAAAAUGUUGUGUAGAGAGUAGUUUUCAAUUUCUUAUGUAUUCUUCAAAGUAAGUUGAAAAUCAGUUUCUACAUUUUAAUUCAUUUUUUGUUAAAUCUGUUGCAGUUUCCUGGGCUGUCUUUUUUUCCAGCAGACCCCUGCAUGCAGUUGUGUAAGGACUUUCUCUAAUUCUUGUGAAUUGUCUCACCCGCAAUAACCACUGAACAUCAGCCCUCCCUGGGAUUCUUUAGAUUUUUGGUGAAGUAUUUUGUUACCUCAGUCUUGUAUCAAGUCGCUGUAUUUUUCAGCUUGUUACAUUGAUUAUAAUUGUUUCACUAAUUAAAUACUUUAAUGUAUAAACAUCUUUGUUUAUUUUGAAAUUAAAUGUGUUUUCCAAUGAA
Molecule: messenger RNA, 6093 nt
Organism: Carlito syrichta (Philippine tarsier)
Lineage: Eukaryota; Metazoa; Chordata; Mammalia; Primates; Tarsiidae
Gene: RALGPS1
Product: Ral GEF with PH domain and SH3 binding motif 1
Exons: 17
Coding region: 1-1623 (540 amino acids)
Biological process (GO): Ras protein signal transduction; positive regulation of GTPase activity
Cellular component (GO): plasma membrane
Molecular function (GO): guanyl-nucleotide exchange factor activity
Source: RefSeq, a predicted model, not a curated record